UAUUUCAGUGAUUCAUUACCCGUCCGUCGUCCGUCCGCGAUCGUCGUCGCCGUUGCGGUCUCGUCUCCGUCGCCGCUGUCUCCGCCGUCACCGCCGCCCCCGGCGCUUCGAGUACACUUACACGUUUCGGCCGCAGCAACAAAUCCGUCACCAGCCCUGCAGUGUAUUUUGGUAUCGCUGUGUACACUGGUGCGUGCAAUAAUCUCCAUUUAUAUUGUGAGGUUGAGGUCAUAGCACAUGAAUUUGGAUUGCUGAACUCCAGAACAAUACACACAUACACUUGCGCCUAGUCUAAGUUUUCCUAUGGUUACUAUCGUAAAAUCGUGAUGAUCGAGACUCCAUCGUCAUACAGGUUUUAAACGAUUUGUCAUUUGAGUUGGUUUAUGUCGGACGGUGAAAAAAGAUAAAAGGAUCCAAAAAAAGCAGCCAUGUUGAAACACGUGCACCGAGCGAAAUGUGCCGACACACUUAGCAUUGUGUCUACAGCAAGUUCUUUCAACCAUGAGCCAAUGUCUAGUAGAUGUUCAAGUGUAACUUCGUUAAACAUUUCAAAUCCAGUUGAUACAAUUAAAGUGUACACAAAGUGUUUGCGUUCCGAUCUCGAGUACAAAACUCUUGGACUGGCUUAUACAACGACUUGCAGUGAAGUGAUAUCUAUUCUACUCAACAAAUACCGAAUGCGUCACAGAGACCCAAAUUUGUUUUACAUGACCAUGGAAAUAAAUCUCAGGAAAAUCGGACUCAGAACUGUAUUCGUCCUGGACAACGAAUCAUGUCCUGCCGUGUUGCAGUCAUGUCACCCCAGAGGAGAAUCGAGGUUUUGCUUGCAAUCCAAAAAAGGUGGCCUUGUGAAAGUUUAUGAUGGCGAGUUGAUGCCAGGGUCAAAGUAUAAAAGUUUAUUGAUUUCUGAACGUACGACCGUCGAUGAAUUGAUAAAAAUACUACUCAACUGUUAUAAUAGCAAAGAGCAAGUCGAACAGUUUUCUUUGUAUGAGUUAUCGAAAUCCGAAGAAUACCAACGCAAACUCCACCACGACGACAUACCAUUGAACGUGCAAUGUUGUUGGCCUCUCAAUAGUGACUAUAUUUUCAUCAUCAAAAGGAAUCCAAAUUAUAAGUCGAAACAAGUGCAGACGAUUUGGACCGAAGAAAAAGAAUCUUCAACAAACGAAUACGAAAAUUUUAUUUACAUAUAAUAAGUUUUGAUGUAUCAAAUUCAUCAUGUAUAUACACAUCGUAAUUGUCACUAUAGUCUUGUUAUAUUAUAUUACUACUAAGCGACUGUUUUUAUACAACUGAUCUUAACGAUUUGCAAUUUUUUUCAUGCACUUUUACAGCUUAUAAGUUUUUAAGUAUAGAUGUAUGUACAAAAUAUCUAUUAUUUUUUUACUUAUAAAAUAAAUGUC
Molecule: messenger RNA, 1406 nt
Organism: Aphis gossypii (cotton aphid)
Lineage: Eukaryota; Metazoa; Arthropoda; Insecta; Hemiptera; Aphididae
Gene: rau
Exons: 9
Coding region: 429-1196 (255 amino acids)
Biological process (GO): signal transduction; positive regulation of epidermal growth factor receptor signaling pathway; positive regulation of fibroblast growth factor receptor signaling pathway
Source: RefSeq, a predicted model, not a curated record